Molecule: messenger RNA, 2597 nt
Organism: Haplochromis burtoni (Burton's mouthbrooder)
Lineage: Eukaryota; Metazoa; Chordata; Actinopteri; Cichliformes; Cichlidae
Gene: slc7a6
Product: solute carrier family 7 member 6
Exons: 10
Coding region: 511-1998 (495 amino acids)
Biological process (GO): amino acid transmembrane transport
Cellular component (GO): membrane
Molecular function (GO): L-amino acid transmembrane transporter activity
Source: RefSeq, a predicted model, not a curated record
UAACAGCACUGCUGCUGGGUUGAUGUCCUACUACAGACAUGUCCAGGUCUUUUUGUCCAUUGCCUGCCACCUGGUACCUCCUCCACACUCCUGAGACUGUGCUGGGAGACACAGCAAAGCCAAAAAUACUGCAAGAUCACGUGACGACGUCUCCUCCUGAGCAGCAGCCGGUUGUUUACGGGGUGAUGAGGACGCACUGCUGGCCAGCUGUCAAAAUCAUUAGACAGGAGGAAAACCAGCACAGGUACCACUGGGAAGCACGGCUCUAAAACCCGUCGUCACUUAGCGGGCAUAGUUUAUGUUAAAUGUGUUCGUGUUCGGAAGUUUUAGCACUAUCUGAAUUUAGACAGAGAAACGGGAGAAAGGGGGAGCCCGUUUGCUACAAGCUAGCCGCAAAGAGGCGAGACGGUACAGGAGGUUGUUUCAGAGGUUCUCAGAAAUUGACAAGGGACUGUAGCACACACAGCCGGUCUUCAGUUCUUGCUGGUUUUGCCCUGUUGCAGUGGCACCAUGGCCAACCGUGAAGAGUCCAAGAAGAUGAAUGGCAAUUCUGGUGACUCUUCUACCCUUUUGGAAACACCCAAAGUGAGCAUGCAGCUUAAAAAAGAGAUCUCAUUGCUUAAUGGAGUCAGUCUGAUCGUAGGAAACAUGAUAGGCUCUGGGAUCUUCGUGUCCCCGAAGGGUGUCCUCAUUUACAGUGCCUCUUACGGACUCUCACUAGUCAUCUGGGCGAUUGGAGGUCUGUUCUCAGUAAUUGGGGCCCUUUGUUAUGCUGAGCUGGGCACCACAAUCACCAAAUCAGGAGCCUCUUAUGCAUACAUACUGGAGUCAUUUGGUGGUUUUAUUGCAUUUAUUCGUUUGUGGACAUCUCUGCUGAUUAUUGAGCCCACGAGCCAGGCAGUCAUAGCCAUCACAUUUGCAAACUACCUGGUGCAGCCGCUCUUUCCAACAUGUGAGCCACCGUAUGCGGCAUCCAGGCUCAUUGCUGCAGCAUGUGUUUGCCUGCUGACAUUCAUCAACUCUGCGUAUGUAAAGUGGGGCACCCGUGUUCAGGACAUUUUCACCUACGCUAAGGUGGCAGCCCUGAUCGUCAUUAUAGUCACUGGCAUCGUCAAGCUAUGCCAAGGCUAUACAGGUAACUUCGAAUCAUCCUUUCAGGGAUCAUCUACCGACCCCGGUGACAUUGCAUUGGCGCUGUACUCUGCCCUGUUCUCUUACUCUGGCUGGGACACUCUCAACUUUGUAACUGAGGAGAUCAAAAGUCCUGAAAAGAACCUGCCCAUGGCAAUUGCCAUCUCUAUGCCGAUUGUCACCAUUAUUUACAUCCUCACUAAUGUUGCCUAUUAUGCUGUUCUGGAUGUCAGUGCUAUACUGGCCAGUGAUGCAGUUGCAGUGACGUUUGCCGAUCACACGCUUGGUGUAAUGAGCUGGACCAUUCCCAUUGCUGUGGCUUUGUCCUGCUAUGGAGGGCUCAAUGCAUCUAUUAUAGCUGCAUCCAGGUUGUUCUUUGUGGGAUCUCGUGAGGGUCACCUUCCAGAUGCUCUGUCCAUGAUCCAUAUACAGAGAUUCACUCCGAUUCCUGCUCUGAUCUUCAAUUGUGUCAUGUCACUGAUCUACCUGACAGUGGAAGACGUCUUCCAGCUUAUCAAUUACUACAGCUUUAGCUACUGGUUCUUCAUGGGGCUGUCCAUCGCUGGCCAGAUCUACCUCCGCUUGAAGGAGCCAGACAGACCCAGACCUCUUAAGCUCUCAUUAUUAUACCCGGUGGUGUUCUGCCUCUGUACCAUUUUCCUGGUGGCAGUUCCUCUCUACAGCGACACCAUCAACUCCCUGAUCGGCAUUGCCAUUGCCCUAUCUGGUGUUCCAGUCUACUUCCUGGGUGUCUACCUGCCAGAGUCCAAACGACCACCUGUCAUCACUAAGCUGCUGCGUUCUCUGACUGACUUCACCCAGUACACCUGCUUCUGUGUGCUGACUGAGAUGGACAAAAGUCAAUAGACUGUUACACUUUAAAACCCAGGAGUUUGUGCAUCCUCACAGCCAACAGAUGUGGCCUUCAGCUGUAUAAAACAAACAAAGAUUUUUGUUCUGGGAAAACAUUUCAAGGUGCAGUAGAGAGGUGGUUAUGCAGUUUAUUUAUUAUUAAUCCUUAUUGAGUUUAGCAGGUAAUUUUAUAUACUAUAUGCCUUUUAAACAGUAUAUGCCUUUGAGACUUCACUGGUGCUAUGAACAUGACUGCAGGGACCAGAGCAUAAUGCAGGUUAAUAUUCUCUCCUGGGUUCUAACUAAAAGGUGUGAGUGUGUUUAACAUUGAUCUAAACUAUUGGUCUUAUUUAUUUUCUAAUGAAGAAGGGGAGAAAAUACUACUGCUGCUAUUUGAGGACAGUGACAUCCCUGUAAUGUCAUUGCCUUUAUUUACUCUUGGCCUCAUUGCUUGCAGUUUCUUGCUGUUUUUUUUUUCAACCAACAUAACAUGUUUUCCAUGUGUUGAAUUCAGUGACUCUUGAGUGUUUCAAGCUGACCAGCUGAGGUGGGUUUAGUGUAAUUCACCCUGUUUCACAGUAUGAGAUGCUGUAAGCCUUUUUUUUUUUUUUUUU